This is a messenger RNA of Fusarium falciforme, 798 nucleotides long. RefSeq names its product H/ACA ribonucleoprotein complex subunit. Gene Ontology annotation, cellular component: box H/ACA snoRNP complex. Gene Ontology annotation, biological process: snoRNA guided rRNA pseudouridine synthesis; ribosome biogenesis. Bases 163 to 798 code for a protein of 211 amino acids. The transcript has 3 exons. The record is from RefSeq and is a predicted model, not a curated record. NCBI's taxonomy places the organism in Eukaryota, Fungi, Ascomycota, Sordariomycetes, Hypocreales, Nectriaceae. Gene Ontology annotation, molecular function: box H/ACA snoRNA binding.
AAAAAAAAGUUGGAAGCAAACGAUCCCAUCGCGAACCACUUCCUACGAGGUUUUCCAGCAACACCAAGCGAGCGAGGGCGAUCGAGUCGCGCGCGAGUUACACAGCUUCAAUUGGCGACCCGGAUUUUUAAUUCAACAAGAAAGAAGAACCAACGCGCCAUCAUGUCUUUCCGAGGCGGUUCGCGAGGUCGGGGCGGUAGCGGCUUUGGCGGUCGCGGAGGCGGCCGUGGAGGUUUCCAGCAGCGAGACAUGGGUCCUCCUGCUCAGAUCCUCGAAAUGGGCAAGUUCAUGCACGCGUGCGAAGGCGAAAUGGUCUGCGAGUCCAUCAAUCCCAAGGUGCCUCACUUCAACGCGCAAAUCUUCCUCGAGAACAAGACGGCCGUCGGCAAGGUCGACGAGGUCCUCGGCCCCAUCAACCAGGUCUUCUUCACCAUCAAGCCCACCGAGGGCAUCCAGGCCACCUCGUUCAAGGAGGGCGACAAGUUCUACAUCGGCUCCGAGAAGCUCCUGCCCCUCGACAAGUUCCUCCCCAAGCCCAAGCCCCCGCCCGGUGCUCCCAAGGUCAAGCGCGCCGGCGGUGGUCGCGGCGGUCCCCGUGGUGGCGGACGUGGUGGUUUCGGUGCUCGCGGAGGUGGUCGUGGUGGCUUUGGCGGUGGCCGUGGUGGCCCUCGGGGUGGUUCUCGAGGUGGCUUCGGUGGCCGAGGAGGUGGUCGCGGUGGCAGCGGCGGUUUCUCCCGGGGUGGCAGCGGCUUCGGCGGUGGUCGAGGACGUGGUGGUUUCAGCCGAGGCGGCCGAUAA